UCUAAAAGUUGGAGGAGAGCGAAGUACAAUCUUUGUUAUGACUAUGGCCGAAGAAAAUACCCAGUUUUGCAGUAAUUGCAAGCAUGACAUUCCAGAAGCCAACUUUACAACACAUGAGAUCCACUGUCGGCGGAAUAUUGCUCUUUGUGAGGUGUGCCAGGAGCCUUUUCCUCAUGCUGAGCUUGUGCAGCACAAAGAGAUGGACCAUGCAGAGGAACAGUGCAAAUGUGGAUUAAAGAUAGAGAAAAGAUUCAUGGAGGUCCACCAGAGGUCAGAGUGCAGUCAUCGACUGGUCCCGUGUCAGUUCUGUGAUCUGGAGGUGGCCUCCUUUCAGGCUAAAGAGCACGAGGAUUACUGUGGGACCCGCACAGAGCCCUGCCCCAUCUGCAAGUGUAACGUUAUGCUGAGAGAACAACACAUCCAUCCAGCCCUGUGCGGAAGUCUGACUCCACCUCAGGAGAGGCACAGUAGUAGGGCAGGGGCUCAGUCUCCUGGAGCAUGGUUUGAGGCGCAUUCAAUCCAUAACCUAAUACACAAUAAUAACAGCACGGGGGCAGCAGAACGCAGGGGUCCACCACGACCCUUGGAGGACAGACUACACAACAGCACCAGAGGAACAGUGAGGGGAGGAACCAGGAGAAACGCAGAAACGAGGAACAGUGAUUUUUCUUAUUUGCUGGAUCAGGAAACGGAGCUGGGGAACAACAACAACAACAACCUGCUGUGGUCUCUGGGACAACUGCCAGACUAUGAGUCCUCCAGUCUGGACUACAUGCUGGCCCUCAGCCUGCAGAGUGAAGGUGACUUGGAGGACCCCCGUCAGGAGGGCGUGUGGACUGAUGUGUGGGACCGUCGCCUGGGAAGGACACCAGCCCAUAGCAAUCUCACUUCCCAGCUCUCCUCCAACACUAAAAACAACUGCACUGCAGCCUCCCCUAAAAUCAAUCCGACCGUGGGCCACAGCCCCUCCUCAAACAUCAUGCUACCUUGUGAGUUCUGUGAAGAGCUCUUUCCAGAGGAAGACCUUAUCUUACACCAGACCGGCUGCAGCCCAGCCUCGGCUAUUGCUUCCUUCAGUAAACAAGCUCCUUCUCUUCAAAAUGAAGAAAUCAUCACUCAAGGGGCUAGUCAUGUCAUUCCUCCUCACACACCCAGUCCGUCCACCCUGCCCCUCUCCGUUUCGCCGCUCUCCUACAGUUCCUCCUCCAGCCCCGCUGAGGGCGACGUACUCAUUCCUUGUGAGUUUUGUGGUGUUGCCUUGGAAGAGGAUGUGCUCUUUCACCAUCAGGACAAGUGUGACCUCCGGCCCCAGACAGCUUAUUCAAUCGACGGAUUGUCUCCACUGAAACCACACCACACCACCAAAGAGGCCCACGAGAGGCAAAGAAGGGUGAGACAUCAAGCUGACCCUGAUGAGGAGCUCCUGCAGCAGACGGCUCACGGGUGGCAGAAAGGCACCUCAGGUUUGGACCAGUGGCUGCCCUCAGCCUACAGUAACACAAAGAACACGAAUGCUGAGCAGCAGGUGAAGAGCAGGAACCAAAGUGGCAGAGCAGUAGAAGCCAACACGUACCUCAAUGACAGCCUCAAGCCCCGUUCUACAACCACUUCGGGACCUCCACACAGAGGAAGACUGGAAGGUAGAAGGAGUGAUAAAAACACAGAGACACCGAAGGUGCCUAAAAAACAUAAUGUUGAAAAAGAGGAGGAGUAGAAAAGGGGAAAGAGUCUCGCCAAUCUUCUGAGUCUCUGUAACUUAAAGCAGUGACCUGUUAUUACUGUCUAUAGACUAUUAUGUUUGUGUCUGUAAAAAAAUGUACGUCCAGGUGAAUUUAUCAAUUCUA
Messenger RNA from Sinocyclocheilus grahami, 1844 nucleotides. RefSeq names its product TRAF-type zinc finger domain-containing protein 1-like. The record is from RefSeq and is a predicted model, not a curated record. Gene Ontology annotation, molecular function: zinc ion binding. The transcript is spliced from 11 exons. Bases 38 to 1714 code for a protein of 558 amino acids. NCBI's taxonomy places the organism in Eukaryota, Metazoa, Chordata, Actinopteri, Cypriniformes, Cyprinidae. Gene Ontology annotation, cellular component: mitochondrion. Gene Ontology annotation, biological process: negative regulation of innate immune response.